AUGGUCCGCCCCACAGGCCCCCGCGACCCCAUCGCCGGCGCCGACACCCCGCAGCCACCCUUCCCGCUCAAGCUGCGCGGGCCCGUGAUCAAGGGCUUCGGGCGCGGCAGCAAGGAGCUCGGGAUUCCGACAGCCAACAUCCCGCUCUCGGGGCUCAGCAUAAACGGGCACUCUGACCUCGACUCGGGCAUCUACUACGGCUUCUGCACGCUGGACCACGCCAAGAUCCCCUCCCGCACCGCCUUCCCCACGCACGAGACCAAGUCCUCAUCCCACGCCGUCCAAGACCUCGAAUACACCGCCACCACCCCCUCCAGCGGGCGCUCACCCGUGUACCCCACCGUGCUGAGCAUCGGCUACAACCCGUACUACAAGAACACCACGCGCAGUAUCGAGAUCCACAUUCUCGCCAACUUCUCGCACGAUUUCUAUGGCGCCGAGCUGUCGCUGCUCAUAUUGGGCUUCAUACGGCCUGAGUACGACUACGUGAGCAAGGACGCGCUGGUAGAGGAUAUACGCGAGGACAUCCGCAUUUCGCAGCGCAGUCUGGCGCGCGAGGCAUAUCGGGCGUGUAUGAGUGAUCCGUGGCUGAAGGGCGAGGGGGGCGCGGGGGAAGGGCAGAGAGAUGAGGUGGCUGUUAGUGCUAUGCCGAGCUAG
Molecule: messenger RNA, 657 nt
Organism: Didymella exigua CBS 183.55
Lineage: Eukaryota; Fungi; Ascomycota; Dothideomycetes; Pleosporales; Didymellaceae
Product: riboflavin kinase
Exons: 3
Coding region: 1-657 (218 amino acids)
Biological process (GO): riboflavin biosynthetic process; FMN biosynthetic process
Cellular component (GO): mitochondrion
Molecular function (GO): riboflavin kinase activity
Source: RefSeq, a predicted model, not a curated record